UACCAUUUGGAUUAUACUCUGCCAAUCUUUGACAGUUCUACUCUAAUCCUACUCUUCUCCUACAGCAUAGCCGUAUCCAUGGAUGAAUUGGAAGUAUACGAGCAUCUUUACGAACCGGGUAUGGGUAGACGCGGUCAGUAUUUUAUUCCUACCGAAUCCGAAUUGAUUAACGGAUUUCUGAAGAAAAAGAUCGAACGUCGCCCUCUUCCCAACGAGAUCAUCAAAGAGAUUCCAUUUUUGUACGAGUAUCCUCCUGAACUUCUCCCAAUUGGUAAGUUCAAGUAUGCUAGGAACAAUGAGGCAUACUAUUUUACCCACAAAGGUAAAAAACCUCCAAAUGGCGAGUUUCUUGGAGGAAAGAAGUUUGAUGGUGAAUGGAAAACUGAAGGUCUAGAAGAGGCAUGUUUUGGUCAGAACCAAAUUCUGGGGUUCAAAAGAAAGCUAUACUUGUACCGCUGUGAGAAGAGGACAGGUUGGGUGAUAAAGGAGUACAGAUACAAUCCAAAGCGAGUUCCUGACCAUUAUCUUCAGAAUAGCGUCUUUCAUGACUUUUUAUUAAAUUACGUGGUCUUGAAAAUUAAGUUCAAUCCAGACUUGAGGGAGAAUUUCACUGCAGAAGAAUCAUUUUCAAUUUCAAUGGAAGAUGCAAAAGACUUGGAUGUCUUCCAGGACUUUGAAGGUUAAGCAAGAGAUUGUCUACCACCACCCAAUGAAGCCUAUAUGAAGCAGCCUAAUGAACAUAGUUUUUCAUCGAACAGAGAACAUACUUUUUCUUCAUCCUUUGAGGUUCAAACAUAAAUUUUGACUGUUAUGCAUACUUUUGAUUGCCCCAUUUGUUUGAACUUUUGGUUUCCUAUGUUUGAAACUGCUUCCUGGCUCUUCAUGGA
Molecule: messenger RNA, 887 nt
Organism: Ipomoea nil (Japanese morning glory)
Lineage: Eukaryota; Viridiplantae; Streptophyta; Magnoliopsida; Solanales; Convolvulaceae
Product: NAC domain-containing protein 76-like
Exons: 3
Coding region: 79-684 (201 amino acids)
Biological process (GO): regulation of DNA-templated transcription
Molecular function (GO): DNA binding
Source: RefSeq, a predicted model, not a curated record